Messenger RNA from Emys orbicularis (European pond turtle), 1895 nucleotides. It is a transcript of the gene CTSB, whose product is annotated as cathepsin B. The transcript is spliced from 10 exons. Gene Ontology annotation, molecular function: cysteine-type endopeptidase activity. The record is from RefSeq and is a predicted model, not a curated record. Bases 85 to 1107 code for a protein of 340 amino acids. Gene Ontology annotation, biological process: regulation of catalytic activity. Gene Ontology annotation, cellular component: lysosome. Lineage: Eukaryota; Metazoa; Chordata; Testudines; Emydidae.
GGCGCCGCGGAGCUGCGGCGUUUGCACGCAGGGGCCGGUGGAGCGAGAGGUUCCUCCGGUAACGAGUACUGCUUUGUGGCCAAGAUGUGGCAGUCUGUGUCUGCCCUGUGUGUCCUGGUGACCCUCGUGAGUGCCCGCAGCGUCCCCUACUUUGCUCCCCUCUCGCACGAUUUGGUCAACUACAUCAACAAACUCAACACUACAUGGCAGGCUGGGCACAAUUUCCACAAUACUGACAUGAGUUAUGUGAAGAAACUGUGUGGCACGUUCCUGCAUGGGCCCAAACUGCCAGUGAGGGCAGCGUUUGCUGGAGACGUGAACUUGCCGGACAGCUUUGACUCCCGGGAACAGUGGCCGCAUUGUCCAACCAUUAACGAGAUCAGAGACCAGGGCUCCUGUGGUUCUUGCUGGGCGUUUGGUGCAGUGGAGGCCAUUUCGGACAGAGUCUGUGUGCACACCAGCGGCAAGAUAAACGUGGAAAUCUCGGCGGAAGAUCUGCUGUCUUGUUGUGGCUUCAAGUGUGGGAUGGGGUGUAAUGGCGGCUAUCCUUCUGGAGCUUGGGGAUACUGGACUGAGGAAGGCCUGGUGUCCGGCGGGCUCUAUGACUCCCACAUGGGCUGCAGACCAUACUCCAUCCCUCCAUGCGAGCACCACGUCAAUGGGUCACGACCCUCGUGCACUGGGGAGCAAGGGGACACCCCGAGGUGCGACAGACACUGUGAAGCAGGCUACUCGCCUUCAUAUGAGAGUGACAAACACUUUGGAGCUACGUCUUACAACGUCCCUUCCAGCGAGGAGGAGAUAAAGGCUGAGAUCUACAAGAAUGGCCCAGUAGAGGGAGCAUUUGCCGUGUAUGAAGACUUCCUCAUGUACAAGUCUGGUGUUUACCAGCAUGUCUCCGGAGGAGAGGUUGGUGGCCAUGCUAUCAGAAUCCUUGGCUGGGGUGUAGAAAAUGGCACCCCCUACUGGCUGGCUGCAAACUCCUGGAACACUGACUGGGGUGACAAUGGUUUCUUUAAAAUCCUCCGAGGGCAGGACCACUGCGGAAUCGAAUCGGAGAUAGUGGCUGGCAUCCCCAAAACAGAACUGUACUGGAAGAGGAUCUAACCCCUGGCUUGGGUGCAACUGAAGAGAUCAAACUACAAAUAAUCACGCCUCUGUUUCUUAUAUCCAGGAGCAGGCUGGGCACAGAGCCUGCACUCUUGAGACUAUGGUUGAAGCUACUUAUUAAAGCCUUUUAUCUUGUUUAGUUGUGUGAUGGGGAUGAAGGAGGUGGUUUCUGUAUGGAUGCGCUAGCUGCCUUUUCUACUGGAGCGCUCUGCUCCCAAGCCAGUUUGUGUGGCAUCGCUACACACAAGCAUUCCCUUCUCAAAGGACUGGGCUAGUAGUGACAUAGCUAAUCACUCACCACAAUAGUGGGGUGACUGAGAAACUCUGGCUUUUACCAGCCUAGUUCAGUGAACCCUCUUGUCCAAGCUUGGGUGGAAACACAACAGGAUAGGCCAAAGUACCUGCAUGGUCUGGGUGGCAGGACUGGAUGACCUAGGGGGUCUCUUCCAUCUCUGAGAUGCUGCAGCAGCAGCCUUGCUGGCUGCUGUCCCCAAGUUUGACUUCCGCACUGUCGUGUGCCCAGAGACCUAACGGCUCAGAAGUGGGUAUGUGCAAACCCUUGUCUACGUUGUAAACAUUGCACAUGCACUUCUGAAAGCACGUGCCUAGGUUUAUUUGCUAACCUUGUUUCCUGAGUGGGGGGGAGCCUAUUAAUGACAUGAUACUGAUGGGGGCUGGCUCUGUAUGGAGUAGAACAUGGCUCUUCCACAACUUAAGCUUUUCAUAAAUAUUUCCUCUGCUGUUCUGUUUAGUUUUUUUUUUAAAUAAACCACUCAGCUCCUCAA